UCCAUAUAAUACACACGACAUAAUAUAAAAACUGGCAUACCUAACAGAACACAUAGAAGUUCAUUGCUCAUAGAAUCUAAACAGGAAUACAAAUUUAAAAUUCAAGUAGUAUUUAAGACGUUCUUGUUUAAACCACAGUCCAAAAGAAAAUAUAUUACAAUGCAAAUUUUAAAUUUUUUCUUUGUCUUCUUAAUAUGUUCGAGUGCAAUUUGUGUUAAUAGUUCGCAAAUUUUUACAAAAUUAUUUGGUCAAAUUUUGGUACCACAACAGCAACGUUAUUAUAAUGCUCAUUCCUAUCAGUAUCCAGUGUCGUCGCCAACUUAUCAACAAUAUCCACAAAAUGCGAAUGGUUAUUAUUAUCAGCCACCACCACCCAGAAGACAUCAUACUAGACAACGUCAGAGUCCAGUAAGACAAGAGAAAUCCUAUAAGGAUAUCUGUCAUAUGGUUCAUAAUGAUGGCUUUACAAAUCCGGGAAAUGUACCCAGAUGUCCAUAUUAAUGAUUAUAGAUAGAUAGAUAGAUUAUAGAUAUAGAUAGAUUAUAUUUUUAUAAAACAUGGAAUUAAAUGUAUUAAAUAAUUUAAUUAAAUGUAUUUACAUAUAUAGUUUAUAGAAUAUUAUUAUAAUAAAAACUAAUUUAAUGCACGUCUGAGUGCUUAUCUUAAAGUUAAUUAUUACCAAGACGAAUAUUUAUUAAAAAUUAGAUUUUAUUAAUUUUGAAUGUUUAAAUAAUAUAGAAAUAAUGGAUCGACCAGAAUAAAGUAGAGCAAAAUUUUUUA
Messenger RNA from Lucilia sericata (common green bottle fly), 780 nucleotides. RefSeq lists its product as uncharacterized. NCBI's taxonomy places the organism in Eukaryota, Metazoa, Arthropoda, Insecta, Diptera, Calliphoridae. The transcript has a single exon. The record is from RefSeq and is a predicted model, not a curated record. The coding region runs from base 160 to 501 and encodes 113 amino acids.